AUGAGGCAGAUGAGUUCACGGGUAGUGUUUAUAUUGUGCAUUUCUGUAGUAUUGUUGUUUGGACUUGGAUUAUAUUUUAAAAACUAUGAACUACCAUAUACUCUUCGGAAUGAAAAUUACGCGCUUAAUGGCCAGCCCGUCAACAAGGAGCCCGAGGAUUACAUGAUCCCCGAUCUGGAGACUCUUAAACAGAUGUCAGACCAGAAUUUGAUGAGCAUCUACUGGACGUACAUCAACAGACUACAAGUGUUGUGUAAAGAUGUGAUUCGGGUCGGAAGUCUGAAGGACGGAGGAAAAGAAAUCUGUAUUGAUGAACAAUACAAACCAAAGCCACCAUGUUUAGUGUACUCGUUUGGAAUCAAUAACCAGUUCGACUUUGAUAAAGACGUCAACAGAAUGUUUGGGUGUGAUGUAUUCUGCUUUGAUCCGAGUAUGAAGAAAAGCAGUUUUCGGGUAACCGACCAAAUUUGGUUCUUCAACUGGGGACUAGGUGGAGAAAACUUUGUCAACAACAAAGGAUGGGAUAUCAAAACACUGGACGUCAUCAGAAAGGAGCUGAAUCAUACAGAUAGGCCUAUCGACAUAUUAAAAAUUGACGUAGAAGGGGAUGAGUGGUACACAAUUCCACAGAUGGUCUCUUCCGGGGCUCUUGAUGACGUCAAACAGAUCUCCAUGGAAACACACUACAUUUCCGAUAGGCCUGGAGGAAAGUUGUGGGGCAGCCAUCCACUUCCUGCUGCUGACGAGUUAUACUCAUUUAGACUGUUAUAUGACAAAGGUUUUAGAAUUUUUAUGAGGGAGAGAAACAUGUGGUCACAUUUUGUAUGGCCAGGUCUCAAUCGGUUUAUUACAAAUGUUAAUGAAAUAUCUUUAAUAAAAUCAGUGACGUGAUUGUGUGUUUGAUCUGAUUGGUUUAUAACUUGAGAAUGUGUAAGGCGGGUCGAAACUUCAAUCCCAAGGGUACGUGCAGAAUCCGGUAACGAGAAGGCUACUAGAUUUGUUGUAUUUCUUUAUAUACAAUUCAUCAAACAGUGCUGCAUAAGUGUUGACAGACGACCACGCCAUGAAGUGCAGUAAUUUGAAGUUAACGUGAAACAGUUUACAAGAAACAUCGACGUUUAAAGCUUUCAAAAUAUUAUUAUUGUAAUAUUUUUUUUAUAAAAUUUAUAUAUCUUAUUUUGACUAUGUUCCUUUAAAAAUCCAUACUUUUGAU
Mya arenaria is the source of this 1213-nucleotide messenger RNA. Its product is annotated as probable methyltransferase-like protein 24. The record is from RefSeq and is a predicted model, not a curated record. The transcript has 6 exons. NCBI's taxonomy places the organism in Eukaryota, Metazoa, Mollusca, Bivalvia, Myida, Myidae. The coding region runs from base 1 to 891 and encodes 296 amino acids.